Messenger RNA from Plasmodium adleri (nom. inval.), 1752 nucleotides. Its product is annotated as zinc finger protein, putative. The transcript has a single exon. Bases 1 to 1752 code for a protein of 583 amino acids. Gene Ontology annotation, biological process: ribosomal large subunit biogenesis. The record is from RefSeq and is a predicted model, not a curated record. Lineage: Eukaryota; Apicomplexa; Aconoidasida; Haemosporida; Plasmodiidae. Gene Ontology annotation, cellular component: preribosome, large subunit precursor.
AUGAGUGAAGAUAUAAACUUUAUAGAGAGCAACAACAACAAUAAUAAUAUCAUUAACAACAUACAGAAUAAUAGUGUGAAUAAUAUAUCUAUUCUGACACAUAACACAAAUGUUAAUAUAUUAUCAAAGGUAGAUAAUAAUGUAUGUGAUGUGAAGAAUAUUUAUAAUAUAAAAAAAGAAGAUGUUAUAAUUGAAGAGUAUAUGGAUAUUAAUAAGAGUAGUACAAUAAAUCUAGAUCAUAAUAAACAAGUUAAUAUAUAUAUUGAAAAUAGCGAUCUUAAUAAAAAAAUAUAUACAUGUCAUACAUGUAAUAUACAAAUAUAUAAUUAUUCUUUUUUUCGUUAUCAUUUUAAAUCAGAAUGGCAUAAAUAUAAUUUGAAAAGAAAAUUAUUAAAUUUACAUUGUGUAAAUGAAUAUGUUUUUAAUGAAAAAUUAAAAAAUUUAAAAAAAAAUGAAGAUCAAGAGAAUCAAAAAAAAGAUAAAAGAGAAAAUCAAGGUAGUAGCCACUUGAGUCAUAAAAAGCAUAACGCAAGUAAUAAAAAAAAAAAGGAAAAAAAUAUUGCGAAUUUUAAUAAUGAUAAUAUUAAUAAUAAUAUUAUUUACAAUGAAGAUAAUUAUAAUAAUCAUAUAACCAAAUGUAAUAAUGAUAUAAAUAGACAUAUCAGUAAUACAAAUAUUUCAUCUACCCCAAAUAAUAAUAAUAAUAAUAAUAUAUCCAGCAACAGUAUAAAAUAUGCUACAAAAGAAAAUGUUCUUUUAACAAAAAAUGUGAAAUAUGAUAAUCCAGCUGUCUGUUUUUUUGAUAAUCGUAUUUUUAAUUCCAUAGAAGAAAAUAUAAAACAUAUGAAUGAUAAUUAUACCUUUUAUAUUCCUGAUUUAAAAUAUGUAACCAAUGUGAAAAAAAUUCUUUUAACUAUUGGAAAAAAAAUAUAUGAAGAAAAUAUAUGUAUCUAUUGUUUUAAAUAUGCUAAAUGUGUUAAAUCAUUACAAGCACAUAUGAUAUGUAAAAGUCAUACCAAGAUACAUACUAAUUUUAUGGUUUAUAUUCAAAAAUAUUAUGACUUCUCAAAAACAUAUGUGGAUUUAUUAAAUAAAUAUAUUAAUAAUAAACAAGACAAAAAAUUACUCCUCUAUAUGUUAAAUCAUGAACAAAAUAAAGAUCAACAAUUAGAAAUAGAUGAUAAGGAAAAUAAUAUUAGUGAUAAUCAUUUGAAAAAUUCCAAUGUUAUUACAAAAAAUAAACCUUCUAAUCAUACAGAGAAUAAUUCUGAUGAUGAUACUAAUGAUAGUUAUAUAUUAAAAAAAGAAAAUAACGAAGAUACAUCUUUAUCAAACUCAUAUGAUAAUAAUGAUAAUAGUAGUGAUGAUAACAAUAGCGACGAUUAUAAAAUAAAAGAAACAGAUUUAAAUAAAAAUAUUGACUAUAAUAAAAUUUAUCAAGUAUUAGAAGAAUUUGGAUAUAUCAAACCAGAAUUAAAUGAAUAUAACAAUUUAAUUUUACCAGAUGGUUCAGAAGCCAUCAAUAGAAAACUUGCCUACAUAUUUAAACAAAAACUACCCUUAGAAAAUAAAACAAACCUUUCUUCCAAAUAUAAUCAAAUCGAUCUUUUAAAAAAUAAAAAAGACAAACACUUACAACAACGUAAAUAUAAAUAUUAUAUUGAUAUUAUGAAGAAAUAUAAUUUAAAUUUAAAUUUGAAGACAAACAAUUUGAACAAGUUUUACAAAAGUGAUUCGAUCUUCUUCCUCUAA